Molecule: messenger RNA, 795 nt
Organism: Penicillium pulvis
Lineage: Eukaryota; Fungi; Ascomycota; Eurotiomycetes; Eurotiales; Aspergillaceae
Product: SDR family NAD(P)-dependent oxidoreductase
Exons: 7
Coding region: 1-795 (264 amino acids)
Source: RefSeq, a predicted model, not a curated record
AUGAACUUCCAUCCUGAUAGUGUCGUAUUCGUGACUGGUGCAGGAGGCACCGUCGGUCGUGCCACGAUCCUUCAGUUCGCUCGCGACGGCGUCUCGAAGAUUGCUGGACUAGAUAUCAUGCCCGAGGGAAUCGCCGAAUCUGAGAAACUCUUGAAACUGGAGUUUCCCAAUGUCAAGUUUCUACCAAUUAUUGCCGACUUGACUCAGAUUUCUCAGGUUCAAAAUGCCAUAGAGCUCACGGUCAAGGAGUUUGGGCGUCUUGAUCAUGCUGUCAAUAAUGCCGGUAUUGGCCAGACUCUUUUACCAACUGCAGAAACUUCCCCGGAUGAGUUUGAAAAGGUCAUGAAUGUUAAUGUGAAAGGUGUUUGGCAUUGUGAGAAAUUCGAACUGGAGCAGAUGUUGAAGCAGGAUCCAUUGCCGACCAGUGUACCGGGUCGUACCCCAGCAAGGGGUACUAUUGUUAAUGUUGACUCAACCUUGGGGCUCCUGGCCAUCCCUAAUCUGGCAAUCUAUACAAUGUCCAAGCAUGCUGUUCUGGGUCUUACAAGAACCGAUGCACUGGACUAUGCCACGAAAGGCAUUCGAAUCAACUCCAUUUGCCCAGGGUUUAUCGACACACCAUUACUGACGGAGGAGAAAAGAAAAGGGCUUGCCCCUUCAAUCGCCAAGACGCCCAUGGGAAGACUCGCCACCCCCCAAGAGGUCGGUGAUGGAAUCGUCUUCCUUUCAAGUGAGAGAUCAAGUUACAUGACAGGCGCCGAGCUUAAGGUUGAUGGUGGAUAUUGCAUCCAUUGA